Messenger RNA from Ciona intestinalis (vase tunicate), 1832 nucleotides. The record is from RefSeq and is a predicted model, not a curated record. Lineage: Eukaryota; Metazoa; Chordata; Ascidiacea; Phlebobranchia; Cionidae.
AUAUGGGUGAUUAUUCUGGUGUUACAAUUGCACUAUUAGUAGGCCAAAGUGCAUGGUUAGUUUUGUAUCUUGCUUCAGUUUUCCCGAUUCUAUCAACGGCACCGUGUUUAUUGGGUUAUGCUUCCUAUAUUUCACUGCUUUUUUUAUUUACCAAGAUUCUACCUCCAAAAAAGAAAAAUGAAAACCCAGAAAAGUGCAAAAGAGGUGGCUUGUAUUAUGUGUGCUGUCUCUUUACAUGGUGCACUGUAACUGAUUUGAUAUUCUAUCUUGAAGUGAUUGGCAUGGUUGAUGGUUUCAUUGGAUUUUAUUUAAAAAAUGGUGAACCAUAUUUAGAUAGUUCAUUUGGAACAGUUGCCUUGUUGUGGGAUCCGCUUGGAAACCUCAUUGUUUAUUUGAUCAUAAUAUACAGAAUAGAUAAUAACCUUGAUUGCCGAAACGCUGUGUUGUAUUUUUCUGGAACGCUGAUUACUUCUCUCUUCUGCCUCCUAGUGGGUGGAGUUAGCGGGACUCACGGUAAACAAUUAUAUCCAUCUACGUGGCUUAAUGUUCCAUAUGUCGUGGCCCCUAUUUAUUAUUUGCUUGAGUUCGUUUCCAAACCAAGACAAUUCUCAAAAGAAACAAUCACAAAAGUAUCAACUGAAUAUAAAAUCUCGGACAUUUUACUUAGUCUUGGAUUGUUUGCUACUUUUGUGUUUGGAAUAAUACGUGGUUUAUCUGCAUUUGGAUCCCCAAUGUAUCUCGCGAAUGUUUAUUCCAAGGAUUUUGAACCAUAUUUAAUGGACCCAAGCAAGUUUGGAGCUGUAUGGGUUAUUUAUUUCAUGAUUAUCGGAUCAAUUUUACAGAUAUCAAUUGUUUUUGGUUUAUUUAAUCCUGGAUCAAGUUGGGUUCUUGAUCUGAGUAUAAUCUAUGCUGCAAUCACUAUUCAUGGAACCUUCAUACACCUCAUACCUCAGUUCUGUGAAGGAGUUUUGCCCAAGUAUCACAUUCCACCAGGCGCACAGUGGUUGGUUGUCCUUGGCAACUUGUUUAUUCCCAUCGUUGCUGUUUCUGUGGUGAUCAGAUGUUUUAAAGAACAAAGCUAUUUUAAAUCGCCCGAUCACAAACAAGAAUAAGUUUGGAAAUUUAUUUUUUCGGCGAAUCUGGCAUAGUAGGGUGGGGUAAGAUGAGACACGUUUUCUUUCUCUUUGAUCAUCUCAUUUGGUAGUAAACAAAUAAUAUUAAGAGUAUUAUAUAGUCUUAUAUCCUAACUUAAAAAAAGCGUUGUUAAUUGUUAAAUAUGCAAUCCGAAAAUAUGGGAUUUACGUAAAAAAGGUUUCCCAUCUUACCCCACAGUACUGUAGAUCUAAAAGUCGUUUGUUUUUGGUCUGCCAUUCGACAAGACUCUGUCAUAGGUUAAAGUGAAAAUAAGUUAGAUACCUCAUGCGAUGUACAUAUAAGAAUUAUUUAACACUGAAGUUAUAUAAGGUAAGACGCCACACAUUUAGUGCACAAUAUCCAAAUAUACUGAUUGUGUUUUAAUCAAUUACUAGCGGUGUUUGCCCUAUGGGAGUUGUUUGCGUACGAAUAUAUAGUUCAAUAAGUAUUCUUUAUUUACUAUCAAAUGGGACAAGGAAAUCAGAUCAUGUCCCGUCUUACCCCACCCUACUAUAUAGAAGUUCUUGUUUAUAGAGAGUUUGAACCACUAUUGUGUUUUACUGUGUUGGUUAUAGCUAUCAUAGAUAUUAUAACUCUUCAUAUUCUGUUUAAAACUCAUAUUCACAAAUCACUACCUUAUAUAUUCAACUCACUUUUAGGUUUGUACUAAUCAAGAAAAUAAUAAAUCUAUAAAAAAA